Molecule: messenger RNA, 2024 nt
Organism: Hypomesus transpacificus
Lineage: Eukaryota; Metazoa; Chordata; Actinopteri; Osmeriformes; Osmeridae
Gene: stac3
Product: SH3 and cysteine rich domain 3
Exons: 13
Coding region: 346-1353 (335 amino acids)
Biological process (GO): skeletal muscle contraction; positive regulation of voltage-gated calcium channel activity; positive regulation of protein localization to plasma membrane
Cellular component (GO): extrinsic component of cytoplasmic side of plasma membrane
Molecular function (GO): protein binding
Source: RefSeq, a predicted model, not a curated record
GGUACCCAGCUGUCUUCAGCCGUCUAGCUGACUCCCACUACUCUCCCACACAACCUCAGCUCCGACGGGCUGGUCCUCCAGGGAGAUUACCUGAGGAGAAACCCCAACGGACGACAGACCUCCAACUGCUGAAGAGGUUCUGACUGAGACUAGAGGACAGGUGGCUCGCCUUGCCUGAGAAAGACUGCCGUCAAACUCAGGGACAUCACGCUCACGUGAAGACCGGUUCCACUGGAAGAUCUUCACUGACCAGUUGACUUUUCCAAACCAAGAAAGCCUUCUUCUCUUACAGGACUUAAAAAAGAGAGAAGUACAGCAAGAGAGGCGAGAGACACAUGUCACACCAUGGCUCAAUAUGACCAGUUGGAAGACAAGCACUCUGUAGAUUUCCAUGACAACCCCCCUGCCCCAGAAAAUGUUGUUAAGGAGGAGGACAAUACUGUGUACUUUGUCUAUGACGAGGAGGUGGAGGUGGAGGAGGUGCCGGAACCUCCUCCAGAGCCGGUCAUCCUGGUCAACGACAAACCCCACAAGUUUAAGGACCACUACUGCAAGAAGCCCAAGUUUUGUGACGUCUGCGCUCGCAUGAUCGUCCUGAACAACAAGUUUGCUCUGAGAUGUAAGAACUGCAAGACCAAUAUCCACCACCAGUGCCAGUCCUACGUGGAGUUUCAGAAGUGCUUCGGUAAAAUUCCGCCAGGCUUCAGACGGGCCUACAGUUCCCCCCUGUACAGCAGUGACCAGCCUGACGCAGCCCAGGUCAACCGAAGUGACCCCGUCUUCGACACCCUGCGGGUCGGGGUCGUCAUGGCGAACAAGGAGCGUAAGAAGGGCUCUGAGGACAAGAAGAACAUGAUGAUGAUGAUGAUGGAGGAAGAGGAAGCCCAGCAACCUAAAGAGGAUGAGGAAGGCGGCGAGGGGAAGCCUGAGGGGGACAAGAAGGGGGACAAGGCAGACAAAGCUGAUGACAAGAAUAAGAAGCAGAUGGGGACGUUUUCCCAGUCACAUUACUACCUGGCUCUGUACCGCUUCAAGGCCAUCGAGAAGGACGACCUCGACUUCCAUCCUGGGGAUCGGAUCACUGUCCUCGAUGACUCCAAUGAGGAGUGGUGGAGGGGAAAGAUGGGGGAGAAGACGGGCUAUCUGCCCACCAACUACAUCAUCAGAGUGCGUGCGGGGGAGAGAGUGUUCAAGGUCACACGCUCCUUCGUAGGGAACAGAGAGAUGGGGCAGAUUACUCUGAAGAAAGACCAGAUCGUGGUGAAGAAGGGAGAAGAGGUGAAUGGUUAUCUGAAGGUCAGCACUGGACGCAAACUCGGCUUCUUCCCUUCCAACCUCCUCCAGGAAAUCUGAAAUGUCAACCACUUGGACAAGGAAGACCACUAUUCCUAUUCUCUUCCUCUCCCUCUCUACCUCCCUCCCUCUCUCAAACUCUUCCUCUCUCAUACAACUAGUAGCGCAACACCACACUGCAAGUGUUACUGUCCUGCUCACUAGGCCCUAGCAUGCAAGCUUACUCUUUAAUCAGGGUCCGCAGCUGGGUUAGGCUGAGCAUGAGGGAGUGAAGGGUGGGGGAUGAGAGUGUCAUCUCAUUCAGAAGAGCCAGCCACUGGGGGUCUGACAGGUCAGCAAGGGCCAAAGAGGAUAGGCAGGGUGUGUGACACAGGAGAGAAGGAGUAGGCUAUUUGUGAGGGACAUGUGCAUGUCCAAAUCAAACAUGAAGUCACAUUUGAAUGACUGAUGUUGUAUUUUGGGGGGUUGUUGUUCAUAUUUUGUCAUGUUAGACCUGAUGCCGUUUAACUAGGUUUGUAAGUAUUUGUAGAGGGUGCAUAAAACCAAGGGACUUUCUGUGACAUUUCAUGUUGAAUGAUCAUCAAUAACGUUUAUGCAUGUUCUGUUGUUUUAAUCAUCAUGUUGGAAUGGUCUGGUUUAUUAUAAUGUCGCUGCUGUUGUUUCCAAGCCAACAACAUGAUCUUCUUUUAUAACUGCCAUUGAUUCAAACAACAGUGUUCAUCCCCACUCUU